AUGGAUUAAUAGAUUAAUCAUUACAACCAAUUAGAAGAAUUUUUAAACUCAUCACUCUAAUCUCAUUAGGUUCUACAUAUUACUCUGAAAUAGAAUAAAAUUGGUGACGAAGUUGCAUCUAUCAUAAGUUCUGCUUUAGCAAAUUGCAACAAUCUCUAAAAUUUGACACUUGAUCUUGAGGGUAAUUAAAUUGGUGCAAUUGGUGCAUCAGGAUUAGGUUCUGCUUUAGUAAAUUUCACUAACCUUUCAAAUUUAGCACUUGAUCUAAGUAGGAAUUUUAUUGGUGACGAAGGGACAUCAGGCUUAGGCUCUGCUUUAAGAAAUUAUACUAAUCUCUCAAAUUUGAAACUUGAUCUUGGUAAUAAUAAAAUUGGAGUAAUUGGUACAUCAGGCUUAUCCACAGCCACUGCUUUAAAAAAUUUUACUAACCUCUCAAAUUUGACACUUAAUCUUAUAUAGAAUAAAAUUGGCUCAACUGGUACAUCAGGUUUAGGUUCUGCUAUAGCAAAUUGUACUAAUCUCUAAAAUUUGACACUUAAUUUAGGUUGGAAUUAAGUUGGUGAUGAAGGUAUAUCAGGUUUAAGUUCUGCUUUAGCAAACUGCAAUAAACUCUCAAAUUUGAAAGUUAAUCUUGAGUAAAAUCAGUUUAUUUGUUUUGGAUUGUGA
Messenger RNA from Tetrahymena thermophila SB210, 666 nucleotides. RefSeq names its product oxalate/formate antiporter protein. The transcript has 8 exons. Lineage: Eukaryota; Ciliophora; Oligohymenophorea; Hymenostomatida; Tetrahymenidae. Gene Ontology annotation, biological process: activation of GTPase activity; nucleocytoplasmic transport. Gene Ontology annotation, cellular component: perinuclear region of cytoplasm; nucleus; cytosol. The record is from RefSeq and is a predicted model, not a curated record. Gene Ontology annotation, molecular function: GTPase activator activity; small GTPase binding.